Messenger RNA from Trichomonas vaginalis G3, 1386 nucleotides. Its product is annotated as guanylate cyclase protein. Lineage: Eukaryota; Parabasalia; Trichomonadida; Trichomonadidae. The record is from RefSeq and is a predicted model, not a curated record. Bases 1 to 1386 code for a protein of 461 amino acids. The transcript has a single exon.
AUGUGCCAUCCAACAUGUAUGGACUACUCAAUCUUCAAGAUGGCUAUUAAUGAAUGGCCACAGAGUCUAGAUGUAUGGAUGGUUUAUGCAAAAUUCUCAGCAAUUUACCCAGAAUUAACACUUAACCUCGUUUUCAUCGAUCAAAACAUUACAAUGCUUAAGUUUCGAAAUAGCCUAUCCCAAUUAGUUACAAAGAGCAUUGCGCAAAUCAUAAAUACAAGAGAAUCAAAAUUUACGCCCGAAAUCAAGAGCAAAAUCGCCAAACUUACCAAACAAUUCUCCAGAACAAAGAACAGACUGCGUAACAUCUGGGAUUUGCUUUUACAAGGCUCCACGACCGAAUUAUCAAAUUCAAUUCAAACAGCACAGAAAUACGUCAAAGAAUCCGAACAAGAAAUCAAUCAUCUUAUGACUCUCUACCCAAACAACAAGUUUGUUGCAAGAACACAUGCAAAAUUCCUGUUUGAAAUCAAAAGUGACUUAAUUUCCUACAAAAAGAAAAAUGACGAGAUCGUAAAGCUCCAACGCGGCAUCAGAAUCACUCCAGACGUUGUCCACGAGCUCGGCGUCCUCUCUUUCCCUUGUAUUCCCGAUUGUGCCAUCGAAAUUCAAGAUUCAUCCGCGAAAACACAGACACAGAUUGAAAAUACCGAAUCAUUCAAUUUAGAAGAGAAUUCAUUGGACGAUGACGUGAAUCUUGAAGCAAUAAAUACAAUAAUCCGCCAAAUACAAAACCAAAAAGUGCCAAGCGUCACUUUUAUGUAUUUUUCCACAUUAUUUUUAUUAUUUUUUUCUGUUUUGGCACCAUUGAUUGCUUAUUUAGUUUGGUUCCAGUUUUAUUUAUAUGAUCUGAAGCAGCCAAUUAAUUACAUGCAUGGAAUAAGUUACAUGAGAAAUCUGGUGAACAUGAUACCGAGUUUUUCAGGAAAAUUAUUGUUACAAGAGAUGCCGAAAGAAGAUGGCACAAAUUACUUGAAAGCCGCGAAAUUUCUACCUGGAUUCACUACGGAAUCAUUUGGCGGAUAUAGUAGUACACGUGAUAUUGUUACUUUUCUUUCCAUGAGUGUUGGAACAGCGAGUGAAAUCAUUUCUCCUUUGAGAAAUUACAAAUUUGGAAAUGAAAAUAUCGAAAAAGUGAGAAAUUCGAUUUUUUCAUCAAAUUUGGAUUUCACUUAUUACAUGAACACUACUAAUUAUAUUAAAACAAAAGUAUCCGCUGUACAAAUCUCUUUUAUGUUAGCAAGUACAGCAGGAAAAUUGCUGAAUAAUGAAAAGAUAAAUCCUGAAGUUGCGAAAUCUCCUGAAUCAAUAACUUUGAGACAUAAUAAUCAAAUUAUUACAGAAGCAGCAAACGAAGCAAUGAAUAAUAUGAUAUUGUUUAUAUAA